Bipolaris sorokiniana ND90Pr is the source of this 821-nucleotide messenger RNA. RefSeq lists its product as uncharacterized. The transcript has 2 exons. NCBI's taxonomy places the organism in Eukaryota, Fungi, Ascomycota, Dothideomycetes, Pleosporales, Pleosporaceae. The record is from RefSeq and is a predicted model, not a curated record. The coding region runs from base 71 to 700 and encodes 209 amino acids.
CUCACAGUCACCUUUCCUACCAUAUACACGCAAAUUCAUUGUUAAUUGCAGUUUCACAAACACCACAAUCAUGAGUUACUUCCGCCCCAUGUCAAUGCUGCGUUCGGCAGCACUGCGUCCUGCAGCGCUCUCCGCAGCUCCUCGAGCUCGCGUACAGGUCCGCUUUGCAACUCAAGACUACGGCUCUGGUCAGGGAAACCCAGUUGGAGAAGCACCUCAGAAGCAGGGCGAGAAUCCCAGCGAGAACCUUGAGCACCCUGGCCCUGAGCCUCCAAGUGUUGCCAAAGGCAAGUCUUCGUCGUCGCCAAACAAGGACAGCAAUGCGGGCCAAAACGACUCUCCCCAGCCUACCUCACAAUCUCCAGCUCCAUCGUCGAGCAAUGGAUCUUCAGGCCAGCGCAAGUUCUCGACAUGGUCACGCAGGAUGCAGGACAGCAAGGAGCCAGCCGUUAAGCAGGGUCAGCAAAACGAACCCGACGCCAGCGAAGUCAAAGGUGCGAAACCCAAGAUACUAAACGAAAAUCCUCCUGCGGCUGGAAAUGAGAGCGAGGAGGUCAGGAAGCACAACGAGGACAUGAGUAACCGGGCGGAGCAGGCGCAUGAGCGGGUCAGCAACGAGGAGGCCAAAAAGGACAAGGUGCCUGUUAGCUUCUGGAAAGGUGAAGGUGGACGCGGCGAUUCGGAAGGCGUCCGGGGGUAAAGACAAGCUGAGUGAUGGGAGAGAUGUAUGAUUAGCUACGACUCGAAUGGUCAAGAAUGUUGCGUAAUACGCAAUUAAAAAAAAUGGUACAAUUGCGCAUUUGUUUAAGCAUGCAUGGGCG